CAGCCUUGCCACAGCUAGAAGACGGGCUCUUCAGGAGAGGCACCAUCAAUAUGUCUGCCUCAUCUUUUGCUGCCCGUAAGGGACUUUUCAUUGUCGGUGCUAAACGCACGCCGUUCGGCGCUUUUGGAGGUAAACUUAAGAACUUUUCCGCCACCGAACUUGCCUAUUUGGCCUCUAAAGCGGCUCUGUGCCAAGCAAAGCUUGAUCCUAGCGCGGUCAAUGUCGUGUACGCAGGGAACGUUAUUCAGUCUUCCAAUGACGCAUGUUACCUUGCCAGGCACAUGGGCUUGAAAGCCGGCGUCCCCCAACAUGUCCCUGCUUUGACGAUCAACCGCUUGUGUGGCAGUGGCUUUGAAACGGUCAUCAUGGGUUGUGAAGCCAUGGAGCUCGGCCAAGCCUCGGUUGCCCUGGCGGCAGGCACGGAGAACAUGUCGGCCGCACCCUUUGUAGUCGACGGGAACAGUGUGCGCUGGGGGGUACCCUUGGGGAAAGGACCCGAAAUGAAGGAUUCCCUGUGGGCUGGUCUCACGGAUUCGUUGGCUGGCACGCCCAUGGGAAUCACGGCGGAGAACCUGGGUGCCAAGUACGGAAUUACCCGGCAGGAAUGCGACGAAUUUGGCCUUCGCUCUCAGCACUUAUGGGCCAAGGCCCAAGAAAGGGGCGCCCUCCAGGCGGAGAUCGUGCCAGUGGAGGUAAAGACGAAGAAGGGCAUCGACUUGGUCACCGUGGACGAGCACCCGCGGCCGCAGGUGGAGCUGGCCAAGAUGUCCAAACUCAACCCGGUGUUUAAAAAAGACGGGCUGGUGACAGCGGCCAACGCCAGUGGGAUCGCCGACGGGGCCGGGGCCCUGGUCCUUGCCACGGAGGACACCGUGCACGCCCACAAGCUGGAGCCUUUGGCCAGGGUGGUUGCCUGGUCGCGGGUGGGCUGCGAUCCCAGCAUCAUGGGGAUCGGACCUGUGGAGGCGAUCCGUGGGGCCCUCUCUGUCUCGGGCGUGGCCUUGGCGGACCUGGAUCGGAUCGAGAUCAACGAGGCCUUUGCCGCCCAGUUCCUCGCCUGCGCCAAGGAGUUGGGGCUGGACAUGAGCAAGACGAACGUGCACGGAGGGGCGAUCGCCUUGGGCCACCCCUUGGCCGCCUCUGGCUCGAGGAUUGUCGCCCACUUGGCGAAUGGGUUGAAGGGCCAGCAGGGGGGAAAGAAAGGCUAUGUGAUGGGAAGCGCCUGCAUCGGGGGCGGCCAGGGCAUCGCCGUCUUGCUCCAAGCGGUGUGAGAGACGAGCAGAGGGGGGAGGG
Nannochloropsis gaditana CCMP526 is the source of this 1293-nucleotide messenger RNA. It is a transcript of the gene KCT2, whose product is annotated as beta-ketoacyl-CoA thiolase. Bases 51 to 1271 code for a protein of 406 amino acids. Gene Ontology annotation, molecular function: acetyl-CoA C-acetyltransferase activity. The record is from RefSeq and is a predicted model, not a curated record. Gene Ontology annotation, biological process: fatty acid beta-oxidation. The transcript is spliced from 2 exons.